Messenger RNA from Dentiscutata erythropus, 161 nucleotides. The record is from the annotation of a GenBank genome assembly. Lineage: Eukaryota; Fungi; Glomeromycota; Glomeromycetes; Diversisporales; Gigasporaceae.
AUAAUGUUUCUCAUUGGAGUGCGAAAAAUCAAUUAUCAGAGAUUUUCUGUAACAAUAGCGAGAACUGUAUAUUACGUUUUGUAAUUGAAAUCGACAUUUAUAUGACUCGUAAAGAUCUAUGCUUCUUGGCUUUAACACCACAAAAUAAAAUCGCAAAGUGA